Ylistrum balloti is the source of this 906-nucleotide messenger RNA. RefSeq lists its product as uncharacterized. The transcript has 2 exons. The record is from RefSeq and is a predicted model, not a curated record. Lineage: Eukaryota; Metazoa; Mollusca; Bivalvia; Pectinida; Pectinidae. Bases 1 to 906 code for a protein of 301 amino acids.
AUGUCUGAAACCCAAGAUGGCCGCCAUGGUCACCAUCUUGAAACAUAUAUUUUAAACUUGUUCUCCUGUUCCACUGAUGUCAUUGAGCUAAAAUUGGUGGAAAUGUUUAGGAAGGUAGCCAACAAAGUGUUGUUAUUUUUCGACCUUGUCAAAACUUCGAGAUCCUUGGAAUCCGAUCAUCAUUCUAGAAUUAAGAAGUCCCAGGAAUCCGAUCGUCAUUCUAGAAUUAAGAAGUCCCCGGAAUCUGAUCGUCUUUCUAGAAUUAAGAAGUCCCCGGAAUCUGAUCGUCUUUCUAGACUUAAGAAGUCCCCGGAAUCUGAUCGUCAUUCUAGAAUUAAGAAGUCCCCGGAAUCUGAUCGUCAUUCUAGAAUUAAGAAGUCCCCGGAAUCUGAUCGUCAUUCUAGAAUUAAGAAGUCCCCGGAAUCUGAUCGUCAUUCUAGAAUUAAGAAGUCCCCGGAAUCUGAUCGUCAUUCUAGUCUUAAGAAGUCCCCGGAAUCCGAUCUCCUUUCUAGUCUUAAGAAGUCCCUGGAAUCCGAUCUCCUUUCUAGUCUCAAGAAGUCCAUGGAAUCUGAUCAUUAUUCUAGUCUUAAGAAGUCCAUGGAAUCCGAUUUCCUUUCUAGUCUUAAGAAGUCCCUGGAAUCCGAUCUCCUUUCUAGUCUUAAGAAGUCCCUGGAAUCCGAUCUCCUUUCUAGUCUUAAGAAGUCCCUGGAAUCCGAUCUCCUUUCUAGUCUUAAGAAGUCCCUGGAAUCCGAUCUCCUUUCUAGUCUUAAGAAGUCCCUGGAAUCCGAUCUCCUUUCUAGUCUUAAGAAGUCCAUGGAAUCCGAUCUCCUUUCUAGUCUUAAGAAGUCCCUGGAAUCCGAUCAUCAUUCUAGACUUAAAAACUUCCUUGAAUCCAUAUCUGUAUAA